Messenger RNA from Aspergillus mulundensis, 429 nucleotides. RefSeq lists its product as uncharacterized. The transcript has 2 exons. The record is from RefSeq and is a predicted model, not a curated record. The coding region runs from base 1 to 429 and encodes 142 amino acids. NCBI's taxonomy places the organism in Eukaryota, Fungi, Ascomycota, Eurotiomycetes, Eurotiales, Aspergillaceae.
AUGAAUCGAAACUCAGCGAAACGAGUGAUUCUCCGUGUCCCAGAGACCGACAUGGACUACCAGAACCCCAGGGAGUUCGUUGACUUCUACUUCACCAAGUUCCCCGCUGAAGCGGCGUCCGAUCCAGCCCGCCAUUUCAUCCACUACCAACCGCCCAGCGACAUCGAGGACCCUCAAUCAAACCCCAAAAUCCACAUCGUCAUCGAUAUCGAGACACAGGAAGUGUCAGGGGAGACUCUUAGCGAAGAUUUUCCGCAUGAGAUCUAUGCAGCUCGUCGAGGAACGUCUGGAUUGCAGCUGUACGCUUAUCCAGAAACCGUCAAGGAGAAUCUCAUUCAAAAGAUUCGGGUAUUCAGCGAUGGAUUCUAUCCUUGGGCUAGAAGCAGGGGCGAUAGAGAGCUCCAUGAGACUCAGACUCAGGCUUUAUAG